AUGUCAUCCAGAUUUGGCAGUGCAAGAGAGUAUGAAACUAAUGACCAGUUGCCUGGUCGUUCAGUGUCCCCGCCAGUCCCAGAGUCUAGUGAGACUGAGGCUGAAGGCUUGAUAUUUUAUCACAUGGAUCUUUAUGGAUCAAAGGAGAGGUUUGAUAUCUUUCCUGAAGAGCUGUCUGGUCAAGGAGACCGAUCUCGGGGGGAUACAAGAAGGGAAUCUGCAUUGAGCAGUGAAAAAAUUCAUCACUCACAAGAAGCUGGAUAUGACUUGGAAAAGGAGGUUGCAGAAUUGGCUAAGAUGUAUGGACUUGAUGAAGAUAGGGAAAAAGAGCUUGAACUUCUUGGAGGACACCUUGAGAUGGUGGAGCGCAGAUGGCCACCUCCUCGCACAGAAAAAGCAAGGUCACAAGGCUCCAUAUAUAAUGCAUCAAAAAGCAGCUCGCCAGUGAAAGAUAAAAGUCAAAGCACAAAGCAACAGGGACUUCCUGGUGAAGCUUCUCAAGAUGAAGACCAGAGCGAAGCCACAGCAGAGGAUGAGGCUGAGCACCACAUACGGUCCAGAGAGGAGCUUAACAGCGGCGGCAUGUCAGAUGAGUGGAGCAGUCUGGCUGUCAGUGAGGAGGAGGAAGUGGCAGAUGUUUUUUGUUCUACCUGCAAGAUGCCAAUCCGAGCUUUUGACAAACUGUUUGGUGAGCACAAGGAUCAUGAGGUGGCUCAGCUCCCCAGUGCUGUGGAAAGUGAAAAGGAGGAGAUUCAUAAAAACAUGUGCAAACUGGAAGAGCAGAUUGCUCAGAUGGAAAACUUUGCCAGUCACUUGGAGGAAAUCUUCAUCACUGUAGAGGAAAACUUUGGGAGGCAGGAGCAGAACUUCGAGGUGCAUUACAAUGAUGCAGUGCAAGUGCUUGCUCAGAAGUAUGAAGAACAGUUGGAAGCACUCGGGGAAGAGAAGAGGCGGAAGCUGGAAGCUUUAUAUGGGCAGCUGGUCAGUUGUGGGGAACAUCUUGACACCUGCAAGGAGCUGACAGAGACAACCCAGGAGCUUUACCUGGAAAAUGACAAAGCCAAUUUUAUGAAGGUAAGGAUCUUUAACUUUUCCAGACUGGAAGAAUUCUUAAAGAAAGAAGUGGAUUUAAAGCUUUCAACAUUGCCAGACUUUGAAGAGCGGGUCAUAGAUUUCUCUGAAGUUGAACAACUAAUGAACUCCAUUAAUACUAUUCCAGCUCCUUGUGCCCCUGUGAUCAAUCCCCAGGCUCCCAACGCAGCAACUGGCACCUCACUGAGAGUUUGCUGGGGCCUCUUCUCAGAUGACACUGUUGAGUGCUACCAUCUGUGCUAUAAACCAGUGAGCAACGAGAGGCACAGUGAUGAACAAGCAGAGCAUACGCUGAAAGUCAAAGAAACAUACUGCACCAUUACUAAUCUGUUGCCGAAUACACAAUAUGAAUUUUGGGUCAGUGCUUUAAAUGCCUCUGGCAUCAGUCCACCAAGUGAAAGAGCGGUAUCUUAGAAUUGUUUUUUUGCCUACUUUUUAGCUCCUUCACCACCUACCAUAAAGAGUAAAAAGAUCCGCAGCUGUGAAAACGCAGCACUAGUGUGCUGGGAAUCUAGAGAUGUUAACCCUGUUGAUUCCUACAUGGUUGAAUUGGCCAAGCUGACAGAUGAAGAAAAUGGAGAUAUUAUUACUGAAUCUAUUGUUGGGAUUCCUAACUGUGAAGUCCUAAUUCACCUCCAGCCAAGACAAAGCUAUCACAUCUGUGUCAGAGCUCUAAACCUGGGUGGUACCAGUGAAAGAAGUGAACCUGUCCUGAUACACACCACAGGCACCUACUUCUGCCUUAACGAGGACACAGCCCAUCCUUUACUGGCGAUUCUAGAUGAUGGAUUUACAAUUGCAUGCGAUGAACUGGAAAACCCAGAGUGUGAUCUGCCUGUCUAUGAUAACAGCUUUACAAGAUGCAUUGGGAUCCUGGGCAGUCUGAUCCCAUUUCCAGGAAAGCAUUACUGGGAGGUGGAAGUUGAAGAAGAUACAGAGUACAGGAUCGGCGUGGCUUUUGAAAACACUCCGAGACAUGGUUAUCUGGGGGCAAACAACUCAUCCUGGUGCAUGAGGCAUAUCAUCACACCAUCCAGGCACAAGUACGAAUUCCUGCACAGCGGGAUGACACCAGACAUCAGAAUUACUGUCCCCCCGAGAAGGAUUGGCAUCCUGCUGGACUACGAGAACUGCAGACUGUCAUUUUUCAACGCAGAUAUUGCCCAGCACCUCUACGCGUUCAACUCACACUUCCAGCAUUACGUCCACCCCUGCUUUGCUUUGGAAACGCCUGGUAUCCUACGGAUACACACUGGGAUUGUGAUACCCCCAUGGGCUGCCCUCCUGUAA
Antrostomus carolinensis (chuck-will's-widow) is the source of this 2382-nucleotide messenger RNA. RefSeq names its product fibronectin type III and SPRY domain containing 2 (gene FSD2). The transcript is spliced from 11 exons. NCBI's taxonomy places the organism in Eukaryota, Metazoa, Chordata, Aves, Caprimulgiformes, Caprimulgidae. Gene Ontology annotation, molecular function: protein binding. The record is from RefSeq and is a predicted model, not a curated record.